Messenger RNA from Hypomesus transpacificus, 4690 nucleotides. RefSeq names its product autophagy/beclin-1 regulator 1b (gene ambra1b). Gene Ontology annotation, molecular function: protein binding. Gene Ontology annotation, biological process: autophagy. The record is from RefSeq and is a predicted model, not a curated record. Bases 439 to 4671 code for a protein of 1410 amino acids. NCBI's taxonomy places the organism in Eukaryota, Metazoa, Chordata, Actinopteri, Osmeriformes, Osmeridae. Gene Ontology annotation, cellular component: intracellular membrane-bounded organelle. The transcript is spliced from 19 exons.
CUGUUGUUUUGACUGCCUGCCUGUUUGGACCGUUUCCUGAUCUGGGAAGCUAGCUAGUUAGCAAGCUAGUUACGCAGUACACUGGGGUAGCUAUCAUAACGCAUUAGCUGCAUACCUCACGGAAAACAUUUAUAUCGUAUUUUACAGAUAAUAUGAAUGUUAAAAUUUGUAAUGACCUUAGAUUGUUAAUAGGUAUUCAUAUUUGUACAUCAAUUCUAGGUAGUGAGUAACUUGCCGUAGCCGUCUAUAUUUUUGCUAGCAAGCUAGCUGUCCAGCUAGCCUUGACGGGUACGCCUAUGAUGUCAAAUAUCAAGAGAAAUUCAAGAAAGAAAGUAUAGAGCUGUGCAUGGCGAGCGAGGUGCAGCAGGAGUGACGGAGCGUCCAGUGUGAGCAGCCUGCUAGCAGCAGCGGUAGAGCCCCCCCCCCCCCGCCCCCGUCAUGGCGUCCCGCCAGAGGAAUGCCGUGUGCAUCCUGGCCAGCCGUGAGCAAGGAUCCCAGCUCUCUGGAUCCCAGCGCCUCCUGCAGCAGCUGGUGGAGGAGAAGGUUCGCGGGAUGAAGUGGCAGAGUCAGAAAGUGGAGCUUCCAGACAGCCCUCGCUCCACGUUUCUCCUCGCCUUCAGCCCCGACCGGACCUUGAUGGCCUCCACCCACGUUAAUCACAACAUCUACAUCACAGAAGUGAAGACUGGAAAGUGUCUGCAUUCCCUGGUGGGGCACCGCCGCACCCCCUGGUGUGUGACCUUUCACCCCACCAUCCCAGGGCUGCUGGCGUCAGGGUGCCUGGACGGGGAGGUCCGCAUCUGGGACCUGCAUGGGGGCAGCGAGAGCUGGUUCACCGAGAGCAACGUGGCCAUCGCCUCCCUGGCCUUCCACCCCACUGCCCAGCUCCUCCUCAUCGCCACCAACAACGAGCUGCACUUCUGGGACUGGAGCAGACCGGAACCCUUCGCUGUGGUGAAGACUGGGAGUGAGACGGAGAGAGUCAGGUUGGUGAGGUUUGAUCCGUUGGGGCACAAUCUCCUGACAGCGAUUGUCAAUCCCUCCAACCAGCAGAAUGAAGAUGACUCGGAGGUCCCUAUGGACAGCGUGGAGAUGCCCCACUUCCGCCAGCGCUCCUUCCUGCCCUCCCAGCCCGUACGCCGCACCCCCAUCCUCCACAACUUCCUCCACAUCCUGUCGUCUCGCUCCUCCGGGGCGCCGGCCGGCAGCGAUCUCCCCCGACCCAGCGUGGAGGUCAGCAGUGAGGGCCCCAGCGCGCCCCUGGGCCAGUACCCUCCAACCCACGAGCGUGGGCCUCCCUACCCAGGGUGCACCCAGCACCUGGGCAUGGUGUGCCUGUGCAACCGUUGCACUGCCAACCGCAGCCCCUCCCUGGGCGAGGGGCCCCCUCUCACCUCCUCCAGGGCCCCCCCGGAGCCCCCCCAUGCCUCCACCUUCUCUUCGGCCCGGACUGAGCCCCGCCAGCCCUCUGAGAGACCCUCCGCCUUCACCUCCGUCUACUACGCCGGCGGCAGCUCCCUGCACCGUGCCAUACCCACCCCGCACCUGGCCAGCCAGCCCCUCAGCCAGCCCUCCGCUCACGAGGCCUCCGGCCGCCUGCCAGGGCCCGACUGGACGCGCAGCCUGCUCAACAUGCGCCCCGGCGCUGAGAGCGGCAUGCUGCCUCCCAGGACCAGCUCCUCCUCCGUCAGCCUGCUGUCUGUGCUGCGCCAGCAGGACGGCUCGUCCCAAUCCCCUGUCUACACGUCUGCCACGGAGGGCAGGGGUUUCCCCCCACAGGGCCCUGAACCCGCCCCUGGGGGCCCCAGCCAGAGGGCUGGUGGAGGGGCGGGCACCAGCAGCGGACAUCACCCCUUCUGGGAGGGCGCGCGCAGCAACCCCGCCUCUUUCCGCAACGUGCUGCAGUGCAACCUGAGCCGCUACUUCAUGGAGUUCGAUCGCAUGCAGGACCUGGAGUCUCCUCUGGGGGGCACUGCAGGCGUGGAGGGCAGCCAGGAGCAGACCCAGGAGCUGCUCAACAACAACAUUGACCCUGAGAGGCCGUCAUCCUCCUCUGCCUCCUCCUCACACUACCAGCCACCCCCUCCUCCUCCUCCUCCUCCUCCUCACAACUCAGAGAACCCCCCUCCCCCAAGCCCCCAGACCCACUCGUCCCGGGGACACCUGAACCGCUGCCGCGCCUGCCACAACCUGCUCACCUUCAACCACGACUCCCAGCGCUGGGAGCGCACCAGCCAGGCUGCCUCCACCUCCGCCUCCGCCCAGGAGCCCCCCUCCUGGCAGGCCCCCAGCCCGGCCUACGACGAGGGGGGCCAAGGGCCUCGGAGGGAGCCCCAGGCCCACGAGAGGAGGGCCCCGGCAGCGGAGCCGAGCGAACCAUCCCCUGGGGGAGGCGCUGGGCCGGUGCCCUUCCCCAUGGCUUCCUCUUCCCCCCAGCCAGGGGAGCAGACAGUGGGCCUGGUGUACAACCAGGAGACAGGCCAGUGGGAGAGGGUGUACAGGCAGGCAGCUUCCGGACGCCCUGCAGACACACCGCCUGAGGCCUUAAACCAGGAAAUGCCUGUGGACAACCCAGACGAGGACUCUCUGAGGAGGAGGCUGCUGGAGUCGUCUCUCCUUUCCCUGUCCCGCUACGACAUGGGAGGCUCCAGAGACCACCCCAUCUACCCCGACCCUGCCAGGUUGUCCCCUGCAGCCUACUACGCUCAGAGGAUGAUCCAGUACCUGUCCAGAAGAGACAGCAUCCGCCAGCGCUCGCUGCGCUACCAGCAGAACCGCCUGAGGACCCUGUCAUCCUCCUCGGACAGCCCGGCUGGUAACCCCUCCGCCGCCAUGGAGAACAACGACGUGGACUUUGAGGAACUGGAUGACAAUGGAGACCGGACAAGGCACAGAACGCCUCGCAACGCCCGCAUGUCCGCCCCCUCGCUGGGACGCUUCGUUCCCAGACGGUUCCUGCUUCCUGAGUACCUGCCAUAUGCUGGAAUCUUCCAUGAGAGAGGUCAGCCUGGCCUGGCCACACACUCCUCUGUCAACAGGGUCCUAGCAGGUGCCUCCAUCGGUGAUGGCCAGUCCGCGGUCGCCAGCAAUAUUGCCAACACCACCUACCGGCUGCAGUGGUGGGACUUCACCAAGUUCGACCUCCCAGAGAUCAGCAACGCCUCAGUCAACGUGCUGGUGCCAAACUGUAAGAUCUACAACGAUGCCAGCUGUGACAUCUCUGCAGACGGCCAGCUCCUGGCGGUGUUCAUCCCCAGCAGCCAGCGGGGUUUCCCCGACGAGGGCAUCCUGGCCGUCUACUCCCUGGCCCCUCACAACCUGGGAGAGAUGCUGUACACCAAGAGAUUCGGUCCCAACGCCAUCUCCGUCAGCCUGUCUCCUAUGGGCUGCUACGUCAUGGUGGGGCUGGCCUCACGCAGAAUCCUGCUGCACCCCUCCACUGACCACAUGGUGGCGCAGGUGUUCAGGCUGCAGCAGCCCCACGGAGGAGAGACAUCCAUCAGGAUGGUGUUUAAUGUGGUGUACCCCAUGGCCCCCGACCAGCGCAGACACGUCAGCAUCAACUCAGCCAGAUGGCUGCCGGCCCCGGGCAUGGGCCUGGCCUACGGCACCAACAAAGGAGACCUGGUCAUCUGCCGGCCAGUGUUCUACCGCACCGACGGGGAGAGCCCUGCAGAACCCAGCACAGAACCCAUAUUCUCCGUCAACAACAGUGGGGGCACCAGCAGAACCCGCGGUACCGAGAGGCCAGGGCCUCCCAGCAGACCGGGCUGGAGACCGGACAGGGACAUGGGCCUGAUGAACGCCAUCGGCCUGCAGCCCCGCCACCCCGCCCCCUCCGUCACCUCCCAGGGGACCCAGACGCCGGUGGUGCAGCUGCAGAAUGCAGAGACCCAGACGGAGAGGGAGCUGGCCACCCCCAGCACCUCCCACGCCACACCUGCAGAGCCGCAACAGGAAGUGGCCUCCACCAGCGCCGGCACUGCAGGAACCCUGGAGCCACAAGGGAGCAGGGCCAUGGAUGGGACCCUGGGGGGCGGGACCCUGGGGGAUGCCAGCACUGAGGCCAGCACCUCCACCGCCCACACUGGUGACGCCCCGGAAUACGCCGCCGGGGAGGACGCCCUGGCGAGGAUCCGCCGGCUCAUCGCCGAGGGCGGAAUGACGGCGGUGGUGCAGCGUGAGCAGAGCACCACCAUGGCCUCCAUGGGAGGCUUCGGCAACAACAUCAUCGUCAGCCACCGCAUCCACCGUGGCUCUCAGACCGGCACGGCACGCCCCCCCAGCGCCCCCCUGGACCCCCAUGUCCCCAGCCCCUCCUCCUGCCCCCUCACCCUCACCAUCACCCAGCCCCAGCCCAGCCAGACUCAGACCCUCCGCCUCACACUGGAGCACCCAGCCCUCUCAGAGGCCCCCAUGUGGGGGCCCCCCGCCCUCUCGCGGCCCCAGCCCCCAGCGCUCCUCCCAGAUGGGGCUGGGCCGGGCCUCGCCAUGGGCAUGGACAGCGUGUUUGAGGGAGGACGGGCGGACGCCGCUGACCCUGCUCCCUCCUCCCCCGGACUCUUCUCCCCCUCCUCCAGCUCUCACGCUGCCUCCCCCUCCUCCAGCAACCGCAACAACAACAACAACAGCAGCCGCAGUAGUUACCCUGGAGACCCCUACAGCAGGUAGCCCUGGGUCUGGUCUCAGC